Fraxinus pennsylvanica is the source of this 441-nucleotide messenger RNA. The record is from the annotation of a GenBank genome assembly. Lineage: Eukaryota; Viridiplantae; Streptophyta; Magnoliopsida; Lamiales; Oleaceae.
AUGCUCUUGGUCAUAGUGGCUCAAAUUAAUGAGAAUAUUGACUACAGAAUGUGGACUGUUCGGGGAUCAAAAGGUAUCACAAGAAUAACUGCGGCAGCAGCUCAAACACUGAAAUUAAUAUCAGAAGGCUGUGAUUCGAAAUUUGUAAACCCACAUUUUAUAGCAAAAUCAACCUUGGCAGCCAGAUCAGAAGUUAAGAUAGCCACCAGCACGUAUCUGAAUUCUGUUCGACAUAUCCAUCCAACUAAUACUACAGAUUAUGAGGGUGAGGAUGCAGGUGCAGAAUCUACGACCACUACAAUACGAUUGCGAAAGAGUUGUUCUUCAGUGGGUCGACGGCGACCAGAGGUGGGAGGGACUGUGGCGGUGACAACAGCUGGAAGUGAUGAAUGCGAUUCGUGGCUUUCAAAGGAUUGGUGGAAUAUGAGUGAUCGAGAAUGA